Molecule: messenger RNA, 938 nt
Organism: Sitodiplosis mosellana (orange wheat blossom midge)
Lineage: Eukaryota; Metazoa; Arthropoda; Insecta; Diptera; Cecidomyiidae
Product: facilitated trehalose transporter Tret1-like
Exons: 2
Coding region: 87-938 (283 amino acids)
Biological process (GO): transmembrane transport
Cellular component (GO): membrane
Molecular function (GO): transmembrane transporter activity
Source: RefSeq, a predicted model, not a curated record
UCAGACGCCUGAGUCAGCAAAUUCAGCUCAGUUCAGGGCUGCUAAGCAGAAAAUAUACACUCUCUACGUUUGCAACCAAUUUAACGAUGAUUUUCAUAUUCAAACUAAUCAUUAAAAUAUUAUUCAUUGAACAGGAAGCAGAAAGAUCAAUUAAAUUUUACCAAAAUUUACGCGAUGGUGAUAGUGAAAAACUUCAUUUUGAAAUGAACAAACUAACUGAAUCGCUCUGUAAACAGGUGAAAAGUAAUGGGGAUUCAUUCGAUUGGUUGUAUCUAUUGACAAACCCUGGGAGAAAAGCGUUGACAAUUGGCGUUGUUUUGUCAGUAUUGAGUCCACUUUCUGGGUCUAUAACAAUUUCAACUUACGCUGGAGCCAUAUUUGAAGCGGCUGGAUCAACCAUUCCACCAAACAUAUCAGUGAUUGCUGUAGGGGUCGUACAACUUCUUGGCACAUUAAUUACAACGAAUUUCAUUGAACGUGCUGGACGAAAGGUAGCCCAUAAUAAUUUCUUACAGAUUCUUUUUUUGUACAUUGUGUCAACAAAUGGAACUGCCUUGGGAUUGGUCGUUUUGGGUGUAUUCAUGAUGCUAAAAUCAUGGCAGUACAAUGUUGAAUCAUUCGAUUGGAUUCCGAUUGUGAGCUUUUCACUGGCGAUUUUCUCCGCAGCAUGGGCCAUUAUGAGCCUGCCCUUCGUUAUUAUUUCCGAAAUUUUGCCGGAAAAACUAAAAGAUUUCGGUGCAAAUCUUUGUUCCACACUUUUAUGGUCGUUCGGAUUCAUUGUUCCCAAAUAUUUUCCAUUCUUUACGGACAUAAUUGGAUAUCAUGGAACCAUGUUCCUUUUUGCUGGAUUUUGCUUAUUGGGCUCAUUGUUUGUUUCGAUGUGCUUACCCGAGACAAAGGGGAAGAGCCGCGAUCAAAUCAUGGAUAUGCUUCGUUAA